CUACUUAGGCUAUAGGGUGUGGGGGUCAUGAUUGGGUCAUGAUUUGCCACAUAGGCCCAUUAUUCAUGCCCUAUACCACCCCCCUAAUUAAAUCACGGUGGUUUGCGUGAAUUAAACCACGGCAACCACGUCCCCCUUUUUUCCAUUAUUCACGCAAACCCUAACCCCCAACAUCAUCAAAAAGAACAAUCGCAGCAACAAAUCAACAAAUUCUUUUCCUUUUGUUCGUGAUAAUCGAAUUUCACAAGAGAAGAAUAGCAUAUAUUUGUUCCCCAGGUACUUGUUUUAUAUGAUAUGUAUUUUUAAUUCUCAAUCCAAAGUUACAUGAAUAUCAUCAUCCUUUUUUUCCUUUUGUUCGUGAUAAUCGAAAGUUACAUGAAUAUCAUCAUCCUUUUUUUCCUUUUGUUCGUGAUAAUCGAAAGUUACAUGAAUAUCAUCAUCCUUUUUUUCCUUUUGUUCGUGAUAAUCGAAAGUUACAUGAAUAUCAUCAUCCUUUUUUUCGUUUUUCUUUUAAUUUGUUUAAUUGGGGCGUUGAUUUUGCUUUUGAUCUGUGUGUGCAUACAAGUGACGAGUUGAAAAAAAAUUAAUGAAUAACAGAUAUGUGUGGUUAUUGAAUUCGUAUUUGAGUUUUGAAGUUUCAACCACUCUAAUAAGUUGUGUUUUAGCUUCUGAGUUAAUAUGAAUGUUUAUAAUUUAUUUAGAAGCCAAGUUGAUGCUUUAACUUUUAAGCAUAUUGAUAUCAGUUGAUUAAUGCCAAUAGAUUAGUUGAUUAAGCAUAGGUUUCUUUCCUUUUAUAUAUAUAUAUAUAUAUGUGACCCUGUUUCAGCUUAGUAAGUCAUAGGGUUUGAAUUUAGGGGUGUAAACAAGCCUGGCCGAGCCCGAGCUCGACUCGCCAUGUUUUUAUGAAGCUCGAACUCGAGCUCGGCUUGGUUCGAGCCUGGCUCGGUUCGAGCCUACUUAUUUGAGCUCGAGCUUGGCUCGCGAGUUUAAAUCAAAGCUCGAGCUCGGGUCGAGCUAUUUUGAGAACAACCUCAAACACACCGCCAGUUUUACCGCAGAUGCGACAUUAUGUUUUGGGACAAUAAAUUUAAGUAACUUUUUCAUAUCUGUAAUCAUAAGAGAUUAGCUGCAAAAGGAAGCUCCAUAAGCAUAUGAACAAUUUGAAGAGGGAAAGAGGGAAGGUGUGCUCCAAGAACCGUGAUAUAUAGUUUAAAACUUGGCACAUCAUUUUUAUAUCCUUAAAUGCUCUAUGGUUUAGGAUAAUAUUCUCAAAAAUGUGACUACCUGCUGUAGAGUUAGUGGUUAGCAAUUACUUUAGUUUAGUGGUUUUCCGGUCUAUGUUUGUAUGUGUAUUUUUAAUAAGUUAUGUAAUGGUGAUAUUAAUACAACUGGAGUUAGAAGGAAUGCUAUAACAUUGACAUCAUUUGUUAAACACAGUGAUUUUCUUAAUUUUUCUUGUUCAUGCUUCUUUGUCCAUUUAUGCAAUUCUUUUUAUGUGUUUCUCAUUAAGUUAUAGUUAAUACUACCAUGGAUAUAAGCAACUCGAACAACACAAACGACACAAACAACCCGAACAACCUGCCACGAACCCCGUGGACACCCGUUGAUCCGAUGUGGGCGGCUCCACAAUUUUCUUUUACAAGCUACAAUCAAGUUCCUAAUGCGUUCAACCAACUCCCUCAAACCCCGACCCCUAACGCGUUCACGCAACUCUCUCAAACCCCGAAUCCUAACGCGUUCACGCAACUCCCUCAAACCCCGCAACCUACUAGUUUAUUUCAACUUCAACAAAUCCAAUUUCAACAACAAUAUCAGCAACAACUUAAAACGAUCCAACAAAGCCAAAGUCGGCCUACUCAUACGAAAGUCCAAUCGCAACCGACACCCGAUACCCCUUCGUUAGACGAUUUGGAUGACAUUGCCGUCAAAAUUCUAAGAAAACAUCUACAAAAAAGCGUUCAAAGAGGCCGGAACAAGAAAAGUUAACCACCGGUAGAGGUCAAACUUGGACAUCGAUCGAAGAGUUGGCGUUGGCAAGGGCGUGGACCAAUACGUCUACGUGUCCGAUCAUAGGUAAUAAUCAAAAGUCUGGUAGUUUUUGGAAGGAGGUUUGCAACAAAUUUCAUGCUUUGAUGCAAAAAGAACCGUACCGAGAAGAGAACUCAAUGGGCUCAAAGUAUCGAGAGAUGAAUAAGAAGAUAUCGGCGUUUUGUGGUUAUUACAACAAUGCUUAUUUGAAUCGGCCAAGUGGGGCGAGUGAUGAGACGGUUUUUGCCAAAGCUAUGUCAAAAUACCAUACGAAAGAAGGUAGUGCGUUCACAUACGUAGGGGCUUGGGAAAUCUUUAAAAAUUGUCCCAAGUGGGCGCCGAUUCCUAACGAAGUAACAAGAGCAAAGAGGUGUAAAACAUUCGAGUCGAUAGAACAUAGUGCCGGUGAUUCGGAUGUGCGUUACCAUAUUAAUAUUAAUGACGAACCCGAGUUUGACGAUGAAGUGACGGAGAUUCCGGAAUUGAAGCGCCCAAAUGGUAGAGACAAAGCAAAAAAGGAAGCGGCGGCCAAAAAUAAAGAGGCGUCGACAAAAAAUGAAACUCCGGGUGAAACGAAGGUGGAUAAGUUGAUGAGCAAGUUCAACGAAUUUAACGAAAUACAAGCGGCGAGACUUAAGUUGAAAGAAAAAGAAAUGCAAGAAGCGGCCGAUCGUGAAGACUUUAAGCUAAUGGCGACAAAUAUCGACUCGCUCCCGGAAAAAGAUAAAGAAGUGUUGCAAAAAAUGAAGGCGAAAAUUGCUCAAAAAUGGGGUCUUUAAAUUAUGUCGUUAUCAUUUUUUAUAUUUUCUAGUUUUCGUCUUUAAUUUAUGUCGCAAACGUUUUUUUUUAUAUUUUCUAGUUGUAACGAAAUUGAUUUAGUUUUAUAUUUUAUGGAGUAAAUUACUUUUUCUUU
Molecule: messenger RNA, 2941 nt
Organism: Helianthus annuus (common sunflower)
Lineage: Eukaryota; Viridiplantae; Streptophyta; Magnoliopsida; Asterales; Asteraceae
Exons: 2
Coding region: 2133-2807 (224 amino acids)
Source: RefSeq, a predicted model, not a curated record